AUGAAGGUAUCGCCAAUCCCUAUCCCCCUGUCUGGGGGAUCUGCCUGCAUGUGGUGGGUCAUCUUGCUCUUGUCGCGGGCUGGAGCUGGGGUGGUCGGUCCUGUGGAUGAUGAGUGUGGGCAGCACGCCUGUUCGCUGCAGAUGCUGCAGCAUGUUGCCGAGCGGAGGCUGGGCCAUAGCCCGAUGCACCCGGACCCAUCCGUCGUGCGGUGGGACCAGUUACCCGCUGCGGGUGCUCUGGUAUCUGGCAGCCUCAGCGUAUUCCUCGAUCCUGAGGAUGCCAAGAGCCCGAAACUGGAGCUGGAAGUGGAGAUGCACUUUGCGGACCAGCAGCCCGCACCCUUGGGGCCUCUACUGCUUCAUUGCGGGGGGCCGGGAUCCGGCAGCAGCUGUGUCAGAUAUGCAGGGGGUUCACACCUCGAGGGCUACGAUGUCUGGUCCAUCUCGCAGCGCGGAAUUGGGCCCGCCGCGGAGCCGGCCCUCAACUGCAACAACUCCCACCUCCCAGCCAAGUGCCCGGCCUCAGGUUGCAAGAUCAGCGAUUUCACCGACUGCCCGUGUGCGCUGCCGGAUGGCAUGCCUCAAAUCGGCGAGAUUUGGGCGGACAUCGACCCGCGGAAUGAGACGCAGGUCGAGCAGCUUUUUCGGAAGAGAGAUGCCUGGGGGAGCAGGUGCGCUGCCUCUCCCAAGUUUCAGCUGGUCGGGGCCAACGGCAAAUCCUACAACUUCUUGGAGUACGUGGGGUCCCAGUUUCUGUCCUACGACAUUGACCGGUUUCGCCGUGCCAUAGGGGCGCAGAAGAUGAGCUUCUACGGGUACAGCUACGGCACCUAUGUGGCCGGCGUCUACGCUUCCGUGUUCAGUGAGUUCACGGGGCGCGUGGUUCUGGAUGGCAACAUGGAUCCCUCGCCUCGAAAGACGGCCCAGGCCACGGGUGAUGCUUUAGCAAACGACAAGUUCAUUGCGUUCUUGCUGAAUACCUGCAAGGCCGCAGCGGACUGCCCAUUGAAAAGCCCGGAAGAGGAGUAUGAUCAGAUCGUCGCAGCAGCUCGUUUGGGGAAUUUAACGGCACCUACGAAGUCUGGGACCCAGUUCCCAUUGACGGUUGGCAUGCUGAUGGCCUACAUUCAGACGGAGUCGCUGUCCAACUCCGGGCGGCUUUUUCACAGAGCUCUCGAGACACUGUCGAAGCUCUCCCCCAAGAACAGUCCCCUUGGGACGAUUCAGUCGACGGUUGCCUUCAUCCUGGAUGGGUUCUGCUUUGUGAAGGGUGUCAGCACUUGGUACACCUACGACAUCUGUGUUGGGCCUGGACACACAGGCGAGGACGAGGAGGCUCCCUAUACAGAUUUCGGGGAGCCUUACAUGCAACAAUGUGCCGUUUGGGGUGUGGACCAGGCCGGGUACUUCAGCGUACCAGACCUGAUGCGUCAGUGGAGGUCUGCGGCCGCCCAGAAUGGCGAUGCGGGCCUUGCUGCAGUGGUAGGAGACAUGGUUGGCUACUUCCUGUGGCCUGUGAAGGCGACGCCCAACGCACCCAUGGGCAGUUCGAUAGUGUAUCCUUUGGUGGUGGGGAACUUGUUCGAUCCGGCUACAAGCUAUAGCUGGGCGCAGGACAUGAAGAACGCGUUCAAAGAGGGGUCGUUGAUUACAUGGCAGGGCAUCGGCCAUACUUUUCCAUCCCGUGCAAGUGACUACAACAGGGAAGCCGUCGCUGAGUGCCGAGUUCACAUCACGGAAUACCUGCAGAAGGGGACCUUACCCCCAAACGGUCUUACGUGCUUUCAAGUGCGGUAUGAGAUUGCUCUGGAAGCCCUGAGGCGCCGGCGGACAAGUGCACUGCGCUGGAGAAAGCACUCGAUCAGUGCAGUUGCUGGGCUGCGGCGGAUCCACAACAUCCUUCAUCGAGGUUCGCACAGGUUCAAAGGAGACCUGCGACUUUGGUACCAGCAUGUCGACUUCUGUUUGAGAAGUGGCAGCACAGCGAUGCUGACGCGUGUGCUGAUGCGCGCGGUCAAGUAUCACCCGAAGGAGGUUCAUCUUUGGCUGCUUGGUGCAGACCGAGAACUCCAGCAAGGCCACAUCGAAGCGGCGCGAAAGCUGCUGCUGCGUGGCCUGCGGUGUGUGCCCAAAUCGGUCAAGCUUCUCCUCGAGUUUUUGCGCUUGGAGGUGGGGGUUGCAGGGCAACUGCUUGCCGCAACGCGGCUGAAGCAGGAAGAGGCCAAGGAGGAGGAGGAGGAAGCCGACACAAAGGAUGUUUGGGCGCCCUCCAAGCUGCUCUUCCGCAAGGCCAUCGCCAAGCUGGAAGGAAAUGCCGCUGAUACAGCAAGCUACCUGGCAGCGAGUGUGCAGCUGCUGCAUCAGGCACAAGAAAAGUGGACAGCCUCUGGCGGAUUAUCAGAGUGGGCAGACUCCCUGCGAGAAGCUGCUGCCAAGAGCCGUCCUGGUGUUGGGCAAGGGGCCAGUCCUUCGAACGACGAGGUGGACGAGCCGGCCGUGACUAUUUGGGAGGUUUGGUGGACUGAGGAGCUGAGGGCACCUGCCCCAAAAAGCUGGUCCGACUUGGCACCAGUGAUUGCUGAGUGCAGCAUCGGGGCAGUCAUCGGGAGAGCCGCAGAGGUGCUGUGGCAGGAGUACCAGAAGGCCGAUACACCCCGGAAGGAGCUCGUCAAAUCGCUCCUGGUGCUGGCCAAGUCACCUGCUGCCACUUCUCAUGCCGACGCGGCCCUGAAGGUGCUAGAGACCUUCUCCCGAGCUGCAUCCGUGGACGAUGCCACAAUCAAGGCUGCAUUCGAGACACUGCUGGAACGAGCCGCUGCCAUGCAUCCGAGCCACCUGCGCCUGAGCCUGGCGGCCUCCAGAGGCGCUUUUGGAGUGGCCGAGGUGCUGCAGUAA
Molecule: messenger RNA, 2895 nt
Organism: Symbiodinium natans
Lineage: Eukaryota; Dinophyceae; Suessiales; Symbiodiniaceae
Source: the annotation of a GenBank genome assembly